UCGCACACACACCCUCGCUCACGCCGCGCGCGGAGGACCUGGAUGCUCGCGCCGAGUCAGCAGCUUAGCAACGCGCGUGCGUGCGUGCGUGUGUGUGUGCGCGGUGCUGAAGCCUUCCUACAGACAGGCUCCUUCCUUUCCUGCGUCCUUCUCUCCUCCAGCACACCUUUGUGUUGCUCCUCUUCCUCCUCCUCCUCCUCCUCUUCUUCCUCCUCCUCCCGCCUGACUCUCCACUGAGCUCCGUCCUGUGCGUUCAGACUGUGCUCUAGUGGGUGUGAUGCUGCUGAUGCUGUUCAGGCUCCAUGUCUCCUUCCGGGCCCGUUGAAGAAGCCAAGACUGCGAGUGUGCUGGGGGACUUGAACACAACACCCUGAGGAACCUGGAACUCACUUUUUUUGCCUGUUCUCGUCAUCAGCUGGUUGUGUGUGUGUUUGUAGAGGAAAACUAGAACAAUGAGGACCAAGUUGUACCAGCUGCUUGUGCAGAUCUUCCUCUUAGAGGCGUUGCUAUGUUUGGUGGACAGCAAAGGAACCUUCUAUGGAGGCCACGUCAACCCAUUCUAUGGAAGCAGAUACAACCUGUACAAGGGUGGACUCAGCCCUCCCUACUCUCCAAACAAGCCCAUGACCCGCCACAAGAACCACUGCGCUUACGUGGUCCAGAAGAACAUCACAUGCACCAUGCAGGAUGGAGUCGCUACCUACGUGAAGGCCGAGUACACCACCAAGUGCAUCUGGGGCCAGAAGUGUCCCGUUGUCAUGUACCGGACGUUUUACAAACCACAGUACAAGGUGGGCUUUAAGACGGUGACAGAGCUGGAGUGGAGGUGUUGUCCCGGUUUCUCUGGAGAGAACUGCUACGAUGGACCCACAUCGUUGCCCGAUGUCAUGAUGCCACCGUUUAAGGGUGCGGCUCUGCCCCAUCGCCCAGGAUUGAAGGGGUUCCCUCACGGGCCCAGACCCCCUGUGGAGCAAAGACCUGGAGGAGGCCAGCUGGAGCCGGGCAGACCCGUGCCCGGUGUACCAACAGGUCAACUGCCUGCGGGAGGUGGAAAGCCAAGCAACGAAAACAAAAUCUCCGGUGUGACGGGCGAGCGCUUGGAUCGUAUCGAGGUGGAGAUCCGGCGCCUCGUUCUGGGUCUGGGCACCCUGAACGGCGUGGUGGCCGGCCUGGAGCAAAGGCUGCGCACCUCCCUGCGGGAGGACGCCAACCGGAUGCUGGUGUCCCUGCUCCCCGGUGGGCCCCGGGCACCCGACGCCACCGUGGGGUUCGGGGUGAUGCCGGAUGGGACUCCUGGCGGACUGGACGGUGGAGAGAGCGUCGCUGGAUUUGGAGACUUGGCAGGAAGAGUGACGGAAGUGAGGGACGAGCUGCGAGCAAAGACUCACAUCUUGGAGGAGAUUCAGGGAAUGGUCCUGGGUCACGACGGCCAGCUGAAGCGGCUGAUAGAGGCCAACGGCGAGCCCGUCCCCGGCCCCGCCUCCACCGCUCAUCUGGACGAAAUCGUAGACGCCAAGCUGGCUGUGGUGCGGACGGAGAUCCUGGACGGCUUCGAGCGGCGCCUGACCGGGAUGGAGAACCACUGCGACGAGAAGAUCGGGGAGGUGCAGAAGCAGUGCCACAAGGACAACAUGGACGGCCAGGAGCUGAUGCAGCAGUCUCUGGACGGAAGGGAGACGGGCAUCAGGGAGGAGCUGGGAUCGCUGCAGGCUCAGAUCCAGGGACUGACUGUGACUGAGAGCUGCUGUGGACAGGUGAACAGCCUGUCCCAGCAGAUGCUGCAGCUUGAGGAAUCAGUGAAAAGUGUGACAGAGUCUCAGCGACAGCUCGGGAUCGUCUUCAGGGAGCAGAACUUCCACGUGGAGACGCUGAUCGAAACCCGCCUGGCAGAUCUUGAGGAACGCCUUAUCGCCACCGAGGGCCAGUGUGAUCGAGUGGGGGAGCUCCCCGGGGGCCUGGACGGCUUCAAGACGCUGCUGGAGGACAAGCUGAAGACCCUGGAGGAGAGAGUGUUCGUGGCUGUGGAGGAGCUGAGCAACGCCACGGCGCCUGCUCUGCUGGAGGGUCAGGUGGUUCCUGCGCUGGAGACGGAGAUCGAGUCUCUGAGGAGGAGAGUGGAUGGAGACCUGGAUGACAUACACAAGCAGAUAAUAGACCUGGAGCUCCUCUGCACGUCCUCCUGCUCGCCGGCCACGCCCCCCGCCGGCGGCGUCGGCGUGGAGGAGGACUGUGACGGGCUGGAGAAGAAGAUGACCGACGGCCUGAACUCCCACUCCAAGCAGCUGGACAGCAUCAACAGCACCCUGCACAACCUGCUCCUGCGGCUCGCCCAGGAGGAGACGGGGGGCGCCGUCCACGGGGAGAUCACCCUGCUCAAAGUCAACAUCAACUCUGUGAACCGCACCCUCAAGGGCCUCAGGGACUCCGUUAGCUUCAUCGCCAGCGAGGUGGGCCACGCCAACGCCAGCUGGGAGGAGCGGGAGCACCAGCUCAUCAACCAGGUGCAGGGCAUCACCAAGCUGGUGGGCCACCAGGCCUCCCUGCUGGGGGCCGGGGAGAGGCGGCUGGCCCAGCUGAAGGGGGAGCUGGUGGCCUUGAAGCGGCGGCUGUCCGGGGAGCUGCAGGGCUGCAGGAGCACGGCCAUGGAGGUGCAGCGCGAGGUGAAGGACGUGGACAGCAGGGUCAGCCAGGUGGAGGGACAGUGCGGCAGCCUGGGGGAGCUGGCGGAGCAGCUGGAGCGCAUCAGAGCCGAGCUGGAGAGGCACUCGGACUCGUAUCUGGCCCAGGUGAACGGAACCCUGGCCGACCAGUCGGAGCAGCUAGCGGAGCUGAGAGGGACGGUCAAAGACUGCACGUCCAGGGAGGCGGCGACGCCAGCGGGAGCACAAGAGAACAGGCCCCAACACUGAGCUCAGAUCACGCCCUCAGCUUCAAAGCCCACAUGCGCACACGCAGGUGAACGGAACCGGUGACGUGCGCUCAUGAGCUCCUGACCCCAGAUCAGACCAGUAGUGAAGCGAGGAGAAGCAGAACAGAACCCCCCCCCCCCGAGCGGACGAGCGGCGUUCUGGUCCAAAGGGCAUUUGUUUCAUCUCUGACCAUGAAUGUUUUAUUCUCACGUUUGACCUUUUUAACUUAUCUGAAGUGACUGCGUUGUUAAGCUGAUAUCUGUUUGAGUCCAUACAUCAUAACAAAACAAGGCGAAGGACGUCGGACUAAUAUGCUGCUACGGGUUUCAAGCACACUCACCAUCCUCUGUGUGGACACUUGUCUCUCUCAGAAUACUGUACAUCAACUUGGUGCUAAUGACGUUUUUGUAAACUCCUGUUUUCCACGUGUUUUAAAUGCAUAUGUCUUUCUACAUUAA
Betta splendens (Siamese fighting fish) is the source of this 3367-nucleotide messenger RNA. RefSeq names its product EMILIN-3 (gene emilin3b). The coding region runs from base 453 to 2909 and encodes 818 amino acids. The record is from RefSeq and is a predicted model, not a curated record. Gene Ontology annotation, cellular component: extracellular matrix. The transcript is spliced from 6 exons. NCBI's taxonomy places the organism in Eukaryota, Metazoa, Chordata, Actinopteri, Anabantiformes, Osphronemidae. Gene Ontology annotation, molecular function: protein binding.